UUCAGGCUAAGAGCUUCCUCGUUGUGGAUAAAAAAAAAAAAUAUCAUUAUUUUUAUUUGCACUUUUACAAUAACUCAAAUAGAAUCAGACUCAUUCGUGAUAGACAAAGGGAAGCGAUUUCAGAAUUGAAACUCUCACGAGUGUCUUUAUCUAAGAACAUCUAUAGAACAGUCAAUUAAAAUCAUAAAGUUAAUAUUCCUUCCGCUAGAUAUAUUAACUUUAUGAUUAAAAUACAAUAGUGCAGAAGUAAUCUAAUCCACCUUCAUAGAAGUGACAUAUCUAAAGGUAGACACUUAUACACUACAGUUUUAUCUAACGUUUUUGUUUUUUCUGACGUAGAGCUCACGACAAGAGACCUUUUAGUACCUGUAAUAUUUCUUUCAACUUUGCGUACACUCUUAGUUAAAAUAAUAUGUGCGCAGACGUGCGAUGCUCGGUGAAAAAAUCUCAUUAAUUUUAAAUCAGUUUGUAAGAACUUCGAAGCCACGCUUCAAAGUUCCAAUUAUGAACAGAAUACUUGGUGUUCCCAAGUAAAUGUUAACCCGUCUUGAUCAUUAAUAAACGUUAUCAUUUCACGAUUAUUGAAAUAUUUUAUGUCUGUGAGUGGAUACAGAAGCUGCGUAGAGUAUGAGAUUUGACUGUAAUAUUUAAUGUAAGUAAGAGUAAUUGUUUCAUUAUUAUCAACGAGUAUUUAUCUUAUUCAAAGAUUACAAUUGAAGACAACUUACAAUUGAAUCCACUUUAUAAAUGUCACAUCAUUGCUUCGCAUAAGACGUAAAGUACAUAGAUUAUAGUUAUUGCGAACAAAAUCAACAUAAUUUGAAAUAUCAAAACUAGUGUUAAAAUUAAACAUGGCUAACUUGGACAGUGAGAAAAAUGAUAUCUCAGAUGUAAAAGCAACUGCGAGUGCCACAUUAGACUUCGACGCGAUUCUGCAAGAGGAGGUGGGGCAUUUCCGGUGGUACCAAGUGCGGACAAUCAUCUUGGGGGUCAUUGCAGUCGUCUUCGUAGGAUGGAGUAACAAUUCGUAUGUUUUCACAACGGUGAGGAUACAAACCAGAUGUCACAUUCCGGAGUGCGACCUCGACGACGCGGCCUUCGCGCCGGGCUGGCUGCCGAGCGCGGUGCCCGGCGGCCUCGGCUCGCUCGACAACUGCCAGCGAUUCGCCAACGCGUCUGGCGAAGCCAACGCCACGCUGCUCGGCCAGGAUGAGUGCCCGGCCGGCUGGUUCGACCGAGACCAGCUGCAGAGCUGCGAGCGCUACGUGUACCAGAAUACUGACACUCUCGUCUAUGAUUUCAAUUUGGCGUGCGACGAGUGGCGGCGCUCGCUGAUCGGGUCGGUGCGGCUGCUGGGCACCAUGCUGGCGCAGCCGCUGGCGGGGCUGGUGUCAGACCGCCGCGGGCGCCGCGCCGCGCUCGUGCUCAGCGCCGUCAACGCCGCCUGGCUGGGCGUGCUCAAGUCGUUCAGUAACAGCUACACCGUCUUCAUACUCUUGGAACUUCUUCAAGCCAUCAUUGGCAGUUCCACCUACCAAUCGACUGAUGGAAUUAGUACGUCCUGA
Molecule: messenger RNA, 1565 nt
Organism: Ostrinia furnacalis (Asian corn borer)
Lineage: Eukaryota; Metazoa; Arthropoda; Insecta; Lepidoptera; Crambidae
Product: solute carrier family 22 member 1-like
Exons: 4
Coding region: 852-1565 (237 amino acids)
Molecular function (GO): transmembrane transporter activity
Source: RefSeq, a predicted model, not a curated record